Molecule: messenger RNA, 450 nt
Organism: Perkinsus marinus ATCC 50983
Lineage: Eukaryota; Perkinsozoa; Perkinsida; Perkinsidae
Exons: 3
Coding region: 1-450 (149 amino acids)
Source: RefSeq, a predicted model, not a curated record
AUGGUAGAUCUCAAUGGCUGUCGGUCUGGUUGCCGCGGCGUAUUGGGCUCUAACGGCACCGAUGAGAACAUUUUCCGCAGAGGGCCCGAUCCUGCAGUCUCCUGCGCUGAAUGGGGCGAAUUGGAAGACUGGAAGCUUGGUACUCAGUCGGACUGGUUGUUUGUUGGAGAAUUACCGUGUUUGGAGAGUAAGCUGUAUAGGUACCCCCUAUUCCUUGGAAUCGCCUCGCUAUCAUUCGAAGGAGUUGGAGCGAUGGCUCUCCCUAUCGAGAACUCCAUGGCGAAUCCGGUGAAGUUCCCUAACGUUCUCGGUUACGCAGUAUUGCUGAUCCUCGUCUUGAAUCUGCUGUUUUCCUCUACUAUGGUCAUUGCUGUAUCGAAUAUCAGUGAUGAAGUUCCCGGCGUCAUCACUCAAGCGAUGCCGGAAGGAUCUUUGGUGACAUCAGCUUGA